This is a messenger RNA of Lepisosteus oculatus (spotted gar), 5577 nucleotides long. Its product is annotated as amine oxidase [flavin-containing] B-like. Gene Ontology annotation, molecular function: primary methylamine oxidase activity; flavin adenine dinucleotide binding. The record is from RefSeq and is a predicted model, not a curated record. Gene Ontology annotation, cellular component: mitochondrion. NCBI's taxonomy places the organism in Eukaryota, Metazoa, Chordata, Actinopteri, Semionotiformes, Lepisosteidae.
UAACUCAAAUUAGUGUUUUUCAUCAGUUCCUCAAGAACAGUUUACAGAUGAUGCUGAUCAGUAAUUCCAGAGGCUGCUGACCAAUUGAUGUGAAUGCUGUUCAUGGUUGCAGAUUUAUUUUUACCUGUUUUUAAAGGAUACAUAUUCACAAUAGUAUUUUCAACAUAAUGUUGAUAUUUGUAAUACUUAACAACAACAAUAGCUAAUAUAAUAAUGGGAAAGUAUGAUGGAAAAAAGCUUCCUUUCCUCAGAGGACAAUGAGUACAUUUGCUAAAUUGGGAUCUAGUGAAGAAAAUAACUGCUAAUUACUUUGUAAAGGGUGGUAUGUGACUGUAAAUACUGUACAGAAUUUAAAUUAUUUAGUAUACUUUUCACUAUGAAACCUCAAAGAUCCUGAUAAAUCGCUCUGUCUAUACAUUAGAUUAUAUAUACAUACAGCUGUGUAUAAUAGAAAAGGUCUUUUCAGAUGAAGUUGCCAUUAAGAACGGGUACUGAACAUCAGAUAUCACCUUGCCAUCCCAGUCUGGUGAGAGAUGGGCUUAGCUCCUCCUUUACAGAAGCAGCACACUGAUAAAGUGGCUCAGCCACUGGAAGAGACAGAUCUGUACAAACCUGUAGGCUUCUGCAGUGCUCUCUCUACUGCUUUCUGAGCAAACAUUUAAACCGCAGACAUGGACAAAGGGCAGAAACCCGAAAUUGAGAAGAAAGAUGUAAUUGUCAUUGGGGGUGGUUUAUCUGGCUUGUCUGCUGCUAAACUGCUGAAAGAGUCUGGAUUGAAUGUCCUGGUUCUGGAAGCACGUGAUCGUGUGGGUGGGAGAACGUUGACUGUAAAAGGGCCUGAAUUCCAAUAUGUGGAUCUUGGAGGUGCUUAUGUUGGUCCAACUCAGAACAGCAUUCUGAGACUUGCAAAAGAACUGGGGGUGAAGACUCAUUUAGUAAACGAGAAAGAGCGACUCAUUCAUUAUUAUAAGGGUAAGACGUAUCCAUUUCGAGGGCCAUUUCCUCCAGCAUGGAACCCCAUCGUCUACCUGGAUUACAACAACCUCUGGAGGACUCUGGACCGAAUGGGAAAGGAGAUCCCAGCAGAUGCUCCAUGGACUGCUCAACAUGCCACACAGUGGGACAAUAUGACGAUGAAAGAACUAAUUGACAAACAUUGCUGGACAAGGACUGCAAAAAACUUUGCAACUCUCUUCGUCAAUGUCAAUGUGACCUCUGAACCUCAUGAAGUCUCAGCGCUCUGGUUUCUUUGGUAUGUGAAGCAGUGUGGAGGGACAAAAAGGAUAUUUUCAACAUCUAAUGGAGGACAGGAAAGAAAAUUCAUGGGGGGAUCAGGGCAGAUUAGUGAACGGAUCGCAGACCGGCUGAAGGGCAACGUCCACCUAAACCAGCCUGUGAUUAAGCUCUUGCAGACUCCAGCUGGUGUGUGUGUCGAAACACUAACUGGAAAUAAGUAUGAGGCAGCCUAUGCCAUCAGUGCUAUUCCACCAGGGCUGAGCAUGAGUUUGCAUUAUGAGCCCCAGCUGCCUCCAGUGAGAAACCAAAUGAUCCAAAGAGUCCCAAUGGGGUCCAUCAUUAAAUGCAUGAUGUACUACAAGAGGACCUUCUGGAGAGAGAAGGGGUACUGCGGAACAAUGAUGAUCGAAGAUGAGGACUCUCCCAUUUCAAUGACCCUAGAUGACACCAAACCAGAUGGAUCGUAUCCCUGUAUUAUGGGGUUUGUUUUAGCAAGAAAAGCAAGAGAUCUUAUCAAUUUGACUAAGGAUGAGAGGAAAAAACGUAUCUGUCAGAUUUAUGCAAAAGUGCUGGGAACAAAUGAAGCAUUGCAUCCUGUUCACUAUGAAGAAAAAGACUGGUGUGAAGAACAAUAUUCAGGAGGCUGUUAUACUGCCUAUUUUCCUCCAGGUACCUUCUGCCAGUUCAGCAGAGUUCUAAGGGAGCCUUUUGGUAGGCUCUUCUUCGCAGGCACAGAGACAGCAACCAGAUGGAGUGGAUAUAUGGAUGGUGCUGUUCAAGCUGGUGAGAGAGCUGGAAGAGAGGUACUGCAUGCAAUGGGUAAAGUAUCCCAGUCAAAAAUCUGGAAGGAAGACGUAGAAUCACAGGAAGUUCCAGCUGAACCAAUUACAACAAGUUUCUUAGAAGAGCAUCUGCCUUCUGUCCCUGCAUUUCUGACAAUGAUCGGAGUCUCUUUUGCAUUUAUCACAACAGCCGCAGCCCUUGGGUCGGGCAUCUUAAAGACAAAUUCACGUUUACGUCUCUUUCAUUAAAUGGAAGUUCUUGCCUGAAGUUCAGGAGGGAUAACGGCAAAAGGCUAGUCUUUCCCAUCUGGUGUUAAUCAAAGCAUUACUGAAUUGACCUAUAUACCUGUAUAUAGCAAAACACCUCUUUUUGCAUUUGUUUUAAUGCAUUAACCCUCCACCCCAUCUCCACCCUGCAGCUACCCCUUAGUUAACUCCUCUCUCUAAAGUUUAAGCCUCCUUGUCCUAUGGCUAAGGGGUUGCCCUUAUCCUACCUAAAAUACUUUCACUAAUCAUUUAACAUCAAUUAGAUGUUGUUAAUCAUCAUGAAUCCUUUUUCAUGUAAAGUGCAUUGUUUUAUCGAACUGUAAAUCUGUGAAAUGUAAGAUAUUUGUUAUAUGCUUAAGAUCACGCUUCUUCAUAUGUAUUUGCAUAUCACAUCAUCUUUCAUGCUGGCCAGCAAUUUUAUUCUAACCAAAGAAACACCUUUACUUUUAGUGAUAUAGUGUAAGCUACUUCAUUAGCUCCUAUUUCAAUCAAAGUCCCAUCAAUCUACAAUACCCAGAAUACUGUCCAAUCAGGGAAUAGUGACAGAGAUCAAAUUGCACUCUAGUUUGUUCAAUUGUAUAAUUUUAUCAUAACACAUUUUGCUAAGAAACACAAAAAACACAUCCCAUUGGAAAAAAAAACAACCUUUAAAUUCGGUGUUGAGCUGCCAAGUGUAGUCUUUGAGUACUUCAACUGGAAUAAGAAUGUAAGUGACACACAUUUCAACUUUAAAGAGAUGGGGUGGCAAAUUAAGCUUCUACACUGUUUCCUAUUACAAAUAACCAAACUUAAACAGAUCAUAAAGGAAAGACAGAGUAAUGAAAAACAGUUAUCAUAUGAAUCUUAUGUGCAAUUUAUGUUUUAGUGAAAUGAAGCUCAUUAACAAAUCUACAAUGAAAAUAAAAUGUAUUGUAAUUAACCCCUGUUAUAUACAGUAGAGGAGAAUUAGCUAAAUGUUAGUAAUAUCAUAGAAAUGUGUCAUAGAAACUAAUCACUUCCCAUUAUGCAAACAGGUGGAGAAGGUAAACUGUGUAAUUGUAUUUCAUCACAGUUAAAUGUUUCAUAGAAAAACAGAAGAUCUAUAGUUACAGUGUUGCAUUCACAGUCACUUCUCAUAACACAGAGUAAAUAUGUCCUAAUUACUUUGAUAUUUGUAUUAGGUUUUUACUGUAUGUCAUCUUUCUUGUCUUCAUGCACAAAAUGUCUUGUGUUGAUUGUUAGCAAUGGUAUGAAAAAGAAAACAUGAAUUCUAUCAAUCUCUUAAGAAAGAAAUAAUGUUGAAAUAAUUGAAAUUUCUUAAGUGUGGUCCUGAACUGUCAGUGCAAUAGCUGUCAUUGUCUCUUAGACUGUGGUCCUCAUCAAAGCUUAAUUUCAAUACCUUAAAUUACAUGUUGUUGGUUUUCAAAGUCAAGUGUAAUUUUGAAAUAGUACAGCAGUCUGUGAAUGCUUACUGUAUAUAAUGUGCCUGCCUAGUUAACUGUAGGAAACAGGUUUACAUACAGUAAAUAUGUGAUUUGUGUAUAUUUAAAUGUAUAGUAUUCCUGUCUAAUGUUAUAGAGCAGAAUCAGUACUAUUUGUGCUUGCUGUUAUGGGUGCAUUGUUUUAAAUUUAAGUAAAUAUCAAAAGAUGUAUGUACUGUCACUAGGCAAUUGUUUUUUCUAUACAUCAUGACAGUAUCAGAAAUUAACAGAAGAUCUGGCUAAUGUGUCCAAUCAGACAUCUAAAAGGAUACACAGGCAGAGGCUAAGGACAAAACAGUAUCAAUACAAAUACACAAACAGGAAGCACAGUUCAGACUCCAGGAAGCUAUUGAACCAAAAAGACAAAUGGCAGCUGGCAGACCACUGAGCUGUUAUUUAUUACUUGUUGAAUUGAUGCUGUGGUGUGUUUUAGCUGUAAUCAAUGCCAGAGGUGGACCAAUCUGCUAUGAGGGUUAUUUUUUGGUAGGCAGUAAAUUAUUUAUACAUAGCUGGAAAACUAUGCUCAGUACAUCUGAAGGACUGAUGAAAUACCUUAGGAUACAUUCAUUUAAAUAUUCCUGGGAUAACUGCAGAUUUCUAUCAGCAUUUAUAGAAAGGUGUUUUUUUAUGGCUUACAAACAUCUUGUGGGUUUUAAAUUUUUAUUUUAUGUAAUUCGUAUGAUGCUUACAGCAGUGAGAUAUUAUUGAAAAUCUUUCUUUGAGAGAUAGAAUUUCUCAAAUUAGCAAAAUAUAUCAAUCAAAACAAUUACAUUCUACAGUGUUAUGCAUGUCCUAUAUUUAUCUGUCUUUGAUUUUUCGCCUACUUAGAAUUGUGUGGGUUCAAUUUUGUUCUUUCAGAAAUACAGGUGCACUAUUAGAGACUGGAAGUGAAAAGAAAAUUCUCUGCUAAUCAGUAAUAUGCAACUUCCAAGGGGGUGAAUGUUGGUAGUUUCCAUAAUAUAGUUUUUGUUAUAAAUGUUGAAGCACUCUUAAAUCAUGGUUUCAAGACAAUAUCAAGAUAGUUUUUCCCAGAAAUUGUUGUGCAUUAAAGAUUCUAAUUCAAUGCCAAAAAACUGACAUUAAUCCAUUAUAAAGAAUAUAAAGCCUUAAAAAGAAUCACCGGAAAGGAACCAAAGCAAAAAGUGCACUACUCCCCAUUCGUAUUCCAGAGUUAAUAACUCGCUCCUAUAGAAAGCAAAAGAAAAAGAGAUUAGGAAAAGAAUAAAUAUUGAAGGAUGAGAUCUGAAAUGCGUCUUGCAGGCUUUUCUCGGGUUCAGUGGUUCAUUUGAUAGGGGCUUUACGAAGCAAAUAAAUAAAAGACAUUUUGCUGUAUCAGGCACUUUCAACAAAUUAAACUCAAUAUAGUGGAACGCCCCAUCACAAAGCCCUCUUAACUCCCUGGGGACUGGAGAAAGCAUUAAAUAACAUGAGUCUCAGACUCAAUAAUUUUCAGCAUUGCUACUCUGCACCAUCAAUAUUAAAAAUUACACCUGCGUUGGACAACCUCAACCCCUGCUGAACCCAGGGGGUUUACAUAUUGAAAUUAAAAAUGCGGGCCCAUUCUUGUUUUGUUUGGUAACAUUUCUAAGAUGCCAUGAAGAUAUCAAUUAUAAUUCCAGUGUUAGAAUUAUGCAUCUACCUUUGCCUUGCUUGAUGAAAUCUAUUUAAUAAAAUCAUUUUAAAUGUAACACAUCUGUGCAAAAUAGUUCCCCUCAAACAUUCAUUGUCAGUGCUUAAAGCUUCGUAAAAUGUGGAAAGGCAUAAUUUACAGUGAAUAUCUGCUCUGUAUGCUUGCUCAUCAUAUGAUUGCUGCACCUUUUAUAGCUAUAAUU